AGAGGCAGCAAAUAAAACUAAUGUUUAACCUAAUAGAAACAGCAAAAUUAUGAUUGAUUUAUUAAGAAAGAUUUGCAUUUUGUUUCCCUCUUCAUUAAAUUUUUCCCCUGGUAUUUUCCCCUUCCCAGAUCCACGUUCAAUUUAUUGAUAUAUAUAUUAUCCCAUUUCUUGUCCCAUUCAGGAGGACACCUACAGCACACGUUCUGUUUCCACUGAUUAGGGAUUUGUACUUAUCUGGCCAAGCUUUUCCAUUUGGAAGCAAGAGGAAUCAGCUGGAAAUUCAAACAACAAACCCAAAGCAAACCACAAAUGAGUCCAGCUCAAUGGAGGCACCUGCAGUGAUUUAACAUAAAAAUCUUGAGCCUGCCAAGAAUUUUUAAAGUCCAUCCUUAACAAGGACAAUGCUGAUGAGAAAUUGUACCUGUGACUGUUCCAGGAAAGCUCCCCAGCAGCUCUCCAGCCACACCACCAUGGCCAGAUGCUGCUGGAUUUCCUGAGCUGCAAUAUCCUGAGUAUGGCUCACUGUUCUUCAGGAAACUCGUUUGGAUGAGCUUAGGAGUCAAGCUUCAAUGCUACAGGUUUUACCAUAUAAUUCUACCCAACAAAGAUGAAACAUUUCUCCACUCUACUUGCAAUAGAACCAACUUCCAAAGGGAUUUCACAUUAACAACUAAAACACAAACGGGAAUGAGCAUAAAAGAGGGAAGAGAUCUUACAAGCCAAGUUCUGAUCCCCCAAUCUCGUGGACAGAAGCAACUAAACUUCUACAGGUGACACCAGCGACUUGGCAGCGAGCUGGAACUUUGAAGGCUCUUUCUCCCAGAGGGGUAGUUAUGAGAGAAGACAGGAUUUUCCCUCUCUCAUUGCAGUUUUACAGAUCUGUGGCUACCACCCCAUGGAAGUUGGGCUGCACUUCAGGCUGUGUGUGAAGGGACUGUGGAGCCUGCCAUUCCCAGAUCCUUGUCCAGGGAAUGCUGCUGAGGAUGUGGGUGAGGGUCCAUGGUGCUCAGCACAAAAGUCAGGGAAGUCCGUCCUCAUCCGUGGAGUUUUUGUUCUGUUGAUUGAAGGGAGAGAGAAAGCAGAAGGAGAAUUACAAUCAUUGCUCCGAGGUAAUCCCAGCAGAGAUGGGAACUCCUCAGAACGGGAAGUUUGGAUAAUUUGGGAAUCCCUGGAGUUGUUUCCCACUGUGGAAGUUGUCGGUGUGAAGCUGCAAGGGACAGGGAGAAAUCAGCUGCAGUGCCACUGGUGUCUCUGUGGUAAAGGGGAUAUCAACCAGAAGCUGCAAGAGGAUAACCAGGAGCUGAGGGACCUGUGCUGCUUCCUGGACGACGACCGACAGAAGGGCAAGAAGGUGUCCCGGGAGUGGCAGCGGCUGGGCAGGUACAGCGCCAGCGUGCUGCACAAAGAGGUGGCCCUGUACCUGCAGAAGCUGAAGGAACUGGAGGUGAGACAGGAAGAAGUGGUCAAGGAGAACCUGGAGCUGAAGGAGCUGUGUGUGCUGCUGGACGAGGAGAAGGGCGGCGGGGCCGGGAGCCGGAGCUCCAUCGACAGCCAGCUCAGCCUGUGCCAGCUGACGGCGCCCAGCGCCUACAUCCGAGACGUGGGGGACGGCAGCAGCACCUCCAGCACGGGCAGCACAGACAGCCCCGACCACCACAAACACCACCCCAGCCCCAGCCCCGAGCACCUGCAGAAGGCUCGGGGGGAAGGCAGCCCCGAGCACCAGAAGCACCGGAGCAUCAGCCCCGAGCACCUGCAGAAGCCGCGCGGCUCCGGCAGCCCUGACCACCACCUGAAAGGGCCGAGCCCCGAGCACCACAAAGCCGUGGUCAAAGUCCCUGACCAGCAAAAGCACAGCAGCAGCAGCCCAGAAACUAUCCCAAAGCACGUGCUGAGCAGUAGCCCUGAACACUUUCAAAAGCAGAGGCCUGGUGGCAGCCCUGAGCACCAAAAGCACAGCGGUGGCAGCCCAGACCACCUCCAGAAGCACACGCCGAGUGGGAGUACAGAACACCUGCACAAGGUGAGGGGCACCAGCCCAGAGCACCUCAAACAGCACUAUGGAGGCAGCCCCGAGCACCUCAAACACCUCAGCGGAGGCAGCAGGGAAGGGACCCUCAGGAGACAAGUGACAGAGGACCUGUCCCCUCACCACAGGAGUAUUUACAACGGAAUGAAUGAAUCAACCUUGUCCUAUGUUAGGCAGCUGGAGGCCAGAGUAAGACAGCUGGAGGAGGAAAAUCGCAUGCUGCCCCAGGAGCCCGGUAGGAUGCCCGGCGGGGCGGAGGGGCAGCCCUGCCCUGCCCAGCCAGCCAGCGUGGGGGGACACGGCCCGGCCUCUGCGCAGCCUGACUCAGUGGUAAAUGCUCUGAAGGUUGUGUGGAGGAAACUUGGAGAUGCUGCAGGGUCGUGCCCUGGAAUUAGGCAGCACUUGUCAGGAAAUCAGUAUAAAGGACCCAUGUAAUGGCCUCUCCGAAGAGCGAGAGUUUGACGUGCCCACGAGAGGGAAGGAACUGGCUGUCCCCCCAUCCCCACUGACGACGGGGUGUCUGGAUGCGCUGCACGAGCCUCGGCUGGACACCAGAGCUGCUGCCCGGGGGGCUGCCCGUGCCCACAGCGUCCCCUCCUGCUGCUCCAAUCGCCUGCCUAGUGACACGCUGCACCCUCACUGCAACACACCACCCUUAGGAGCACUGAGGUAUCUCCAUCCCAACUCCACAGAUACUUGGGAUUCUGCAGGAGCUGCGCGAAAUGAGUUUUAUUUUGGUUAGUUACAGCGAGUCUCUAAUAGGCCUGAAGGAGUUUCCCGCUGGAUUUGAGAGGGGUUUUUCCACCAAACUGGAGGGACGUGGAUAAACUGUGCCUUUGGUCUCCGCAGUUCUGAGAAAGUCGCUUCUUAGUAACUCCCCCUUCAGUCUGUAAAGGACCCGUUAAUGGUGCUUAGGCAAUUCCCAGGUGAUUUCUUUGCUUUGGUAGAAUAACCUGCCUUUGGAGGUGCUAAAAGACCAUAAAGUCCUAACCAGCCAGUAGUGUAGCAUAACUACAGUCCUUGUAGUGAUCCACAAUUUCUUUCUAAAGGAAAGUCAAGGUAGCUUUCUCUUGAUGCACAUCUUCUGAAGAAGUGUAGGGUGUUGGCAGCCCUUUAAGUGAACAGAAUACUUAGGCAUCACUAUCACAGGUCUCAGAUCAGAAUCUCCAUCAGAAUUUCUUUUGGGAAGUAUUUUCCAGUUGUCAGGAUGCUAAUUUCUAACUGUUUAGUUUAGAGACAUGCUGGUUUAUUUAACAAGAGCCUAUAAGGAUCUAAAAGAUUGCACUGCAUUAUUAAAAAAAAAAAAGCUUUCCUUGCCACCGUAGAGUUCUUUCAAAGAAAAAGGGUUUUAUUAUCCUCAGAGCAUGUCUUUCAUUAUUAGGAGGCAGAAAGCUCUUGUUCAGAUUGCCUGAGAUGUGACCAGACGGCGCCCUAGAUGUGCUUAGUUUAUUUUUAUCUCUGUGUAUGACACUAGUCGUGUGUAUUGAACUACAACAUAGGUAUUUUGUGUAUAUCUAAGAGCAAUGAUAGUUUCAUGUAUGAAUGUGCAACAGGCUUGUGACUGAAUGGCUGUUGCUUAACUUUUUACCAUAGCUGAGCGUCAAAAAGAGACUAAUAAAAAAUAAUAAUAAUAAUAAAAGGAAAAAAAAAUAGGAAUGCAACAAUUCCUGGGUUUCUGGUUUGUUCUUGGUUGCGAAGAUUUGAGCCGAAGCGAGAAGCUCUGGUUUCUCUGGGCUUGGACAUCCUGUACCCGUGGGCUGUUUGCUGUGGAAUGUAGCUUGGUGGCUGUACAAUCUUCUGUCAUAUAGCUGAUGUAAAUCUGCUACCUGUCUCCAGCCAAACUGUGUUAAUUUGCAGCAGUAAUUCUGUUGGGUUUUGUUGUUAUUUCCCCUUGGUACCAUUGGAUGUAAGGCCUCUGAUCCAGCGUUGCUUUCUUGGGCAAAGCUGCCUUUCACUCCUUCUCCUUGAGUUGGGAAUGCAGAAUCCAGCCUUCUGUUUGAAACAUGGCACUCCUGCGUGAUUUCUGACAUAGAACCCAGCCCAGGCAGCUGUGUGUUAUCUUCCCACGUUGUUUUCUCCCACUGCACAGUUGGGUUGCAAUUGUUGUAUUCCUAUCUCUGUGUGUAUGAACAGCUGUGACACCUGUACUUGUGCCUGCAGGGGCUCCUCGAGGGACACCGGUCUUUUGACACUUCACUUGUGUAAAUUUUGAUACUGUAUUAAAACUAUUUUUUUACAGUUCUGCAUACGAUGGGGUAUCAAGUAUCUGUGUUCAUCUUAGCAAUGGUAAUAAAUUAUAGAAUCCCACCCUUGUUUGCUCUCCUUUCCUGACCAAAGCUGCGAGGGGCAGUUUGCCUUGAAGGAGCUGUUGGAAAUGUUUCCUGCCUGCUUGAGAAAUUAGCUGCACGUCGUGCAUUUUUCUUCCUUUUCUUGCCAGGUGUCU
Molecule: messenger RNA, 4472 nt
Organism: Corapipo altera (White-ruffed manakin)
Lineage: Eukaryota; Metazoa; Chordata; Aves; Passeriformes; Pipridae
Gene: CCDC85A
Product: coiled-coil domain containing 85A
Exons: 14
Coding region: 896-2464 (522 amino acids)
Source: RefSeq, a predicted model, not a curated record